AGCAUGGGAAUAAUCAAUUCCGAAAAAUAUUCAUUGGAAUCUUUCGGGAAAGAUGAAAGGGAUAUCUUCAGAGACAUUUACAAAGAGUACAGGUCUUUGAACGGCAGCGAACCGAUUAAUUACCAUGAUUGGCUUGUUAUGAACAACUUCGGGAUCUUGUCUGAUACUCAGGAGUCGCUGUUCCAAAGGAAAAUGAGCAAGCGCAGCACGGUGGAUAACAAGAGGGAGUUCAUUAACACGGUCAAGAAAGGAGACAUAUUGAUUACGGGUAGAGGUGUUGGGGGAUUGAUUGGGCAUGCCGCGAUUAUGACAUCGGAUUACUGGGUUUUAGAAAUGCCCGGCGGAGAUGGUUGGGAGCUUGGCAUACCGGACAACAAUAGACAGGUGCCGAAAGACCAAUGGUUCGAUAUGCACGCUUCGGAUUGGACAACUGUUUACCGUUGUACAGACGCUGAGGCGGCAGUCAUGGCUGCGCGUUGGGCCGACCGUACAUACUACAAUCCUUCAGGCGGGGAGAAGAAGGUAAAGCAUAUUACGUAUCAAUUGACCACUGAUAUUUGGUCAACGAAUCCUAGUUACUGUUCGAAACUCGUGAUCCAAGCUUAUUACUUUGGUACGGGUUCAAAGAGCGUCAUAAAAGAUUUGUCGUUGAUCGGUCGUCUCAUAGUGCCUUCUACAAUACCGUCGUAUUUCUUAAGGCCAUACGGUCUCAUUAAUAAAGGAAAGUAUUAG
This is a messenger RNA of Bombyx mandarina (wild silkworm), 732 nucleotides long. RefSeq lists its product as uncharacterized. NCBI's taxonomy places the organism in Eukaryota, Metazoa, Arthropoda, Insecta, Lepidoptera, Bombycidae. The record is from RefSeq and is a predicted model, not a curated record.